Molecule: messenger RNA, 621 nt
Organism: Closterium sp. Naga37s-1
Lineage: Eukaryota; Viridiplantae; Streptophyta; Zygnematophyceae; Desmidiales; Closteriaceae
Source: the annotation of a GenBank genome assembly
AUGCUGACCGAUGCUGUUGUCACCGCGUCCCCUUCCCCUUUCCCUUCCCCUUCCCCUUCCCCCUUCCCUUCCCCUUCCCCUUCUCCUACCCCUUCCCCUACCCCUUCCCCUUCCCCUUCCCCCUUCCCUUCCCCUUCCCCUUCUCCUACCCCUUCCCCUACCCCUUCCCCUUCCCCUUCCCCCAACCCUUCCCCUCCCCCCUCCCCUUCCCCCUCCCCUUCCCCCUCCCCUUCCUCCUCCCCUUCCCCCCCCUUCCCCCCCCUUCCCCCUCUCGUUCCCUUCCCGUUUCCCCUUCCCCUUUCCCUUCCCCUUCCCCCUUCCCUUCCCCUUCCCCCUUCCCUUCCCCUUCCCCUUCCCCCUCUUCGUUCCCCCUCCUCGCUGCCUUCCCCGUCCCCCUCUCUCUUCCUCCUCCCCCGCGCCCCCUCUUCAACCGCCUUCCCCCUCUCCUUUCCCCCUCCCUCUCCCCCUCCCGUUUUCCUCCCUCCUUUUUUUCCCCCUUCCCACCGCGCCACCCCCCAUCCCCUUCCCCUGCGCAACCCGCGCGGCGUACCUGUGCUCCUUUCAGCGCGAGCCGCACUCUCUCUCGAGUCGCCUGCAGAGACUCCAUCGGAACCGCCUUAA